GUUUCCAGGGCUUCAGGAAACCGGAAGCGUGGAUGGCACGAGGCGAGUUUCUCCUGCACUUUGCUUCUGUUCCUGAUUCUCUGUCUUGUUUCCUGCCUGGAUGGGAGAGAAUAAGAAAUAUUUCUAAGAAACGGGCUGUAUCGAUGUCAUUUUCGAUGUCUGCUCCUCUCCGCAAAAUUUGCAGACUAUAGUCCUUGGAAGAACACAUGCAUGUGCAUCCUCAGUGUUCCAUUCGGCAUCGAGUCACUUCUGUUAUUCUUUUUAUCUGACCGGAAGAAAAAGUCAUGGCCGUGUCUUCCCUGAUUUGCUCUGAAACUAUAAGCAGGGUGAGCUCCGUCCUCAACCGAGAGGUGAAGCAAUUUGGAAAGAAGUACAUGUUUGACGGAAAUGAAGAAACCUGUUGGAAUUCAGACCAGGGUGCCAUCCAGUGGCUGAUAUUGGAAUUUCCUCAGACCAUCCAGGCGUCUCAAAUUCAGAUUCAGUUUCAGGGGGGAUUUGCAAGCCGAAAAUGCAUUCUGCAAGGUAAAAAACUCACCACAGUUAAAAAUGCAUGUCCUUGCCCAGUCUUCUUCUAUUUGAGAGACAGAGCUUCCCGUUCAAGGCAGAACCCCUGGAUAAACUGAAAAUUACUUUUCAAAACAGCUCGGAUUUCUUUGGGCGAAUUAUCGUCUACCGUCUCGACCUCCUUGGGCAGAAGCUUUGAUAGAGGAGGAAGCAAGAGCUGAAGGAUUUGUCGAAAUGGCAAACUUUGAUAGAGGAAGAAGCAAGAGCUGAAGGAUUUGUCGAAAUGGCAAACUAAACACCAGUCUGGGAUUUCUUAAGAUGGUGUGAACUAGACUUGGCUGCUUUCCGUUUGGUGCUUCGAAAGCAAAUGAACGUCCUCCCCAUUUUUCUCCUAUUUCAGGAGCACUUUGAACAGCUGGAAAGAAAAGAAUUUCUCUCUUAGAUGUGUAAUUAGAGGUUUCAUUAAAGAAAAACUACAUUUUCCAUGCUGAAAGGAAAGGACCUCUAGUUCUAAUUUGAACAUAUGGGCUAGUACAGAUACUGUAGUCCUUGACUUACAAUUUACUCAAUUACAGUAUCACUGAAAAAAAAAUGAUUUACAACGGGUCCUUGCACAUGACUGUCACAAUGUCCCUACAAUCACAUGAUCAGAAUCCAGAUGUUCAGCAAACCACAUCUAUUUACAAUGGUUGCAGCAUUUUUGGGGUCACUUGAUUGCCAUUUGCGACCUUUGGAGGGACUUCUGACAAGAUGGGCGGCACAUAAAUCCAAUUAAUAAAUCCAAUUAAUAAAUGAGUGUACUGUAGGUAUGUAUCUCAAUGGGGAAGCCAUAUUUGCUUGAUGACCACAGCAAAAAUGUCUGUAAAAUCAGGCAGGAUUCAUUUAACAAUGGAGGUUCCGGGCCCAAUUGUGGUAGGUCAAGGACUACUUUACUCCUUUCUAGCCAUCCCUGCUAAGCAGUGGUUUAUGAAACACACACGCAGGCCAAGAAUUAAACUUGUGUUCUGCAGCUUGCAAAACUCACGAUUUGUCUCUGAGCUACACCCUUCUCAGCCAGAAUCCCCCAAAAGGCUGCACCCAAAGUGUGGGGUGUGGUGUCAUGGCGAGCUCAGAUUCUGACACCAAUAAUUAGCAGCCUGCUCCAAAGGAACAACCGCCUGAGGAUCUGCAAGCAGCUGCUGUCAGCCUCUGAAGGUGAGUCUGGAGCUGCCACCUCCAUCCAAGGCGCCAGGGCUGCCCACACAGAGGAGAGAGCAGAGCCCGUGCCUUAUGCUCACAUUCUGCCCGAUGCCUGGACCCUUGUUUUUAAAGGCAAUAAUAAAUCAUGCCAUUUAUAAAGCCUUA
Crotalus tigris (Tiger rattlesnake) is the source of this 1848-nucleotide messenger RNA. It is a transcript of the gene NR2C2AP, whose product is annotated as nuclear receptor 2C2 associated protein. The record is from RefSeq and is a predicted model, not a curated record. NCBI's taxonomy places the organism in Eukaryota, Metazoa, Chordata, Lepidosauria, Squamata, Viperidae. The coding region runs from base 285 to 623 and encodes 112 amino acids. The transcript is spliced from 5 exons.